CACAAAACAAUGGCCAGACUGUUGCAACCUCCACCUAAGUUUCAUCCCUCAGAAUGGGACAUUGCAAACAAGAUGCAGUGUGCCAGUACAGAGUCUCAGCAAUCCAGGUCAGAGUGCAUGAUAGCUGAGAGUCAGAGGCUGCUGGAUGAAAUAGAAAAGAAAACUCGGAAAACCCAAAGUGAUGUCAACAAGAAAAUAGAACAGAGACGGGAAGAAAUAAAAUUCUGGAAACAAGAAUUGGAUAACAAACUUGAACAAAUUGUUCAUGAGACAGAGGUACUGUUGACUUUCAAGACUAGGUUGGAGAAAUCUUUGGAGAGCUGCAGAGAGCCACUUGACAUAGCCCAAAAGUGUCUCCUGAACAGGCAGAGGCGAACUGGGAUUGACUUGGUGCAUGAUGAAGUCGAACAGGAACUGGUGAAGGAAGCUGAAGUCCUCCAGGGGGUUAUUGCUUUGCUUGAACGUACAUUGGAGAAAACCAAUGAGCAAAUCAGACUAAACCGUUCAGCAAAAUACAACUUGGAAGUGGAUCUGAAGGACAAGUUCACAGCUUUGAUGAUUGACGAUUACUGUGCUAGCUUGAUAAACAACACUCCUGAUAUCAAAUACGCUGGUAAUGCAGUGAAGAUAGAAGGAAAUUUUGUUAGCCCUGAAGACUGGAUGGAUUUCUCAAACAUAAAUGUUGAAAAGGCUGACAAGCAGAGAAACAAUUCUUUGGCACUGAGGGCGCUGAUUGAUGGCAUUCUCUCACAGACAGCGAAUGAUAUGCGCAAGCAACGUGAGGUGGUAAAUGUCGCGUUUAGAAAUAGGGUGAAGGAAGUCAAGGAUGCCAAGCACAAGCUAGAGACACUCCUUGCAAUGGUGAUGGAUGAGACUGCCUCACAGGAGAAGAACAUUGCAGCCUUAAAGAAAGCAAUUGCUGAUAAAGAAGGACCUGUUAAAGUGGCUCAAACCCGCUUGGAAGUGAGAAACCGUCGCCCCAAUGUGGAAUUAUUGUGUUAUGACACAGUACAAUAUAGGCUGAUUAAUGAAGUUCAGGAGAUUACAAAAGAUAUUCAAAGAUUAAAGGACACACUGGCACAAGCAGAGACGGAGCUGAAAGGUCUGAGCCGCCGACAGCUUUCCUUGGAGGCAGAGAUCCAGGUCAAGGAGAAUACAUUGUACAUUGAUGAAGUGCUCUGCAUGCAAAUGAGAGAGUCUGCUUACAUUAACAACUUCUGA
Messenger RNA from Pterocles gutturalis (yellow-throated sandgrouse), 1221 nucleotides. It is a transcript of the gene TEKT1, whose product is annotated as tektin 1. The coding region runs from base 10 to 1221 and encodes 403 amino acids. The record is from RefSeq and is a predicted model, not a curated record. The transcript has 7 exons. Gene Ontology annotation, cellular component: microtubule cytoskeleton; nucleus. NCBI's taxonomy places the organism in Eukaryota, Metazoa, Chordata, Aves, Pterocliformes, Pteroclidae. Gene Ontology annotation, biological process: cilium assembly; cilium movement involved in cell motility.